Messenger RNA from Ogataea polymorpha, 1383 nucleotides. RefSeq lists its product as uncharacterized. The transcript has a single exon. Lineage: Eukaryota; Fungi; Ascomycota; Pichiomycetes; Pichiales; Pichiaceae. The record is from RefSeq and is a predicted model, not a curated record. Gene Ontology annotation, biological process: transmembrane transport. The annotation marks the transcript as partial. Gene Ontology annotation, molecular function: transmembrane transporter activity.
AGCAUGCCUAUUUACUGGGUCGCACUGACAGAAGUGAAGAAAAAGUUUCGAGUCACUGAGGAGCAGAUCAAUCUCACCGUCGUGGCGUACUUGGUCCUACAAUCGCUAUCGCCAGUGUUUUUCUCUACUGCAACUGAUUAUGUCGGUAGACGUCCAGUGGUGCUGGUGUGUUUGGCGGGCGGUCUUGCAAUAAAUAUUGCUCUUGCUGUCUCGGACGCAUACUGGAUGAUCAUUUUGUUCCGCUGUCUUUUGGCCUCCUUUGUUUCGCCGCUUAUUAGCAUCGACUCCUCCAUCGUUAGCGAUUUUACCACCAGAAGGGAUCGUGGUGGCUACAACGGAACAGUGAACGGAUUUCUCCUGGUGGGCCAGGGUUUGUCGCCCUUUUUCGGUGCUCUGGUCGACAGUGGGUGGGACUGGAGAGCCAUCUUCUAUUUCAGUGCCAUAAUAGACGGCGUGCUCCUGGUUAUCGCAUUUAUCUGUCUUCCCGAAACGAAACGGUCCAUCGUCGGAAACAUGUCGGUGAAGCCGGACCACUGGUAUCAUAGGGCUCCUGUUCUGCUUUAUUUUGGCAAGAGGCUAUCUGAUACAUCAAAAAGUACCGUGGAGCACAUGGAACUUCCUUCAUACAACCCGCUUCGAACAGUUAUGAUUAUGCGAUACCCGCAAGUGACCAUGGUUUUGAUCCCCAGCUCUGUGAUUUUUGCCACGUGGACCAUGUCACAAGCAUCGCUUUCCACAGUGCUUUCUGAGUCCUACGGGUAUUCGACUUUGAAAAUUGGUCUCUGCUUUUUUGCUUCCGGAGCAGCUACAGUUCUCGGAGCCAUUACAAGCGGCAAGGUUUUAGACUUUGCCUACAACAACGCUCGCCAGAAACAGUUGAGAUCUGACAGCUCCAAGCCACUCAACAUCAUCAAGGCAAGGGUGCAGUAUUUUUUUAUUCCAUCGAUAGUUUGUGCAGCUUCGUCAGUGGUAUUUGGCUGGUGCUUCCAGAAAAAAGAAAAUGUGGCCAUCAUUCUUGUCAUGACAUUUUUAAUCACUUUCUCGACCAUGUUUCCGAUGAACGCUGUUCCCACGCUGCUGAUCGAUAUGUUUCCGGGACAGUCCGGCUCUGUUGCAUCGCUUAAUAAUUUGGGCCGCUGUGGCAUGGCUACCAUUUUCAUGGCAUGUUUGUCCAAGAUGACCGCAUCUAUGAAGCUCGGCGGCACUUACACGCUGAUGGCGGGGCUCAUACUGCUCGGAAACAUUUCUGUGUACGCUCUUCUCGCAAGAAGCUCUAAAAUUCUCGCAGACGUUGAAAGACGUAAGCAAGAGCUCGAUAAUUAAUAACAUGGAUUUCCUCUGUUGGAGAACCAAGAUAGAGAUUAUGAGUUGUAUCAGUCAUCG